AUGGUCGUCAAAGGAAUCCAGCUCGGUCUGCGGAUCUGGGAGUUCCUUUGGACUCUGCUCAUCAUGGCACUCAUCGGUAACAUGAUCGCCGAAGCAUUCGCUGGAAACCCCGCGACCGUCAACUACGCCAUGUUCGUCUCGGCCUUCUCGAUGUUCACCCUCUUCUAUCUUAUCCCAGCGUCGAUCAACAUGGACUGGGCCAUCCACCCAGUCUUCGUGAUCGUUAUCGACACGCUCAACGCAAUUUUCUUCCUCACAGCGGGAAUUGCUUUGGCCGCGAAACUGGAAUGCCACAGCUGCGGCAACAAUGCCUACACGCUCAGCAACGAAAUCACCAACGGAUCCCGUAACCGUGGGAAGCGCUGCCGGGAGGCUCAAGCCUCGACGGCAUUCCUCUGGUUCGCCUGGGCCGGAUAUACCGCCUCGAUGGUCCUCUCGAUCGUCGCGUCUCGCCAGACGGGUGUCAACCUCCGUGGCCGCACUGGUCCGGCCCGUGGAGUCACUCGUCCCAGCAUGGCCCAGGUGUAAGCCGGUGGACUCCACCCCCAAGGACGAUAACCCUCAGCCUGGAUUCUGAAAAUACGACACGAAAUCAAAUAAUGCACGGAACGGAAUUGAAUAAAACGAGUGACGAUCUUGUCGAGUACAACCAACCAACCAACCAACCAUCGGAACGAAAACGACAUGAAAUGCGCGCUGAUCCUGGCUGAAGGGGCUAACUAACCUUCAAUACUAUACGCACCCAUAACCGGACAUGUCCGGUCUGGCGAUAAUUUACUACUAAUUCGAAGAAUAAUCCUGGGAUAU
Aspergillus ibericus CBS 121593 is the source of this 807-nucleotide messenger RNA. Its product is annotated as MARVEL domain-containing protein. Gene Ontology annotation, biological process: eisosome assembly; protein localization to plasma membrane. Gene Ontology annotation, cellular component: plasma membrane; eisosome. The record is from RefSeq and is a predicted model, not a curated record. The transcript is spliced from 3 exons. Bases 1 to 528 code for a protein of 175 amino acids. NCBI's taxonomy places the organism in Eukaryota, Fungi, Ascomycota, Eurotiomycetes, Eurotiales, Aspergillaceae.